Molecule: messenger RNA, 543 nt
Organism: Amphibalanus amphitrite
Lineage: Eukaryota; Metazoa; Arthropoda; Thecostraca; Balanomorpha; Balanidae
Exons: 1
Coding region: 1-543 (180 amino acids)
Source: RefSeq, a predicted model, not a curated record
AUGUUAGGAAGAGUGAGGAAAACAUUCACCUACAUGGACAAGGGAAUGUUCCUGCCUAUUUACAAAACCCUGGUGCGCCCCCACAUGGAGUACGCCAUACAAGCCUGGUCCCCGUUCCUCCAAAAGGAUAUCAUGAAGCUGGAGAGGGUUCAGAGGAGGGCUACGAAGCUCGUCCCUGAACUCGCCGACCUUCCGUACCCGGAUCGUUUGAAGGAACUCCAGCUGACAACACUGGAAGAGCGAAGGAUCAGGGGAGAUAUGAUUGAGGUAUACAAACUGAUGCACGGGCUCGACAAGGUGAAUGCUGGAGAGGAGUUCCUGAGAAUGGAGACUGGUGCGAACAUGCAGAGGACGCGGGGACAUGCACUCAAACUACAGAAGCCAAGACACCGGCUACACAGGCGGAACCAAUUCUUCACUUCGAGAGUGGUGGACCACUGGAAUCAACUACCAUCUGAAGUUGUACUGAGCAAGAACACCAAUACCUUCAAAAACAGAUAUGAUAAACAUGUCCGUACACUGAGAAGAGGCAGCAUCCCAUGA